UAAGAGUUCCCGCCAAAAUAAUUUACAAAAUGGUGGUUCAAAGAAGUACUCUAUACAUUACUAAUAUACGUAUUAGGCUUUAUAAUCUUAAUUUUUAUUAAUAGAAUCAUGAAUUUUUAUGAAUGACUAAAUAGUAAACACUUAUUGUAUAAUUUAAAUUAAUAAAGUUCUUGUUGAGAUAACAAUUUAUAAUUUUUAAAUAUUUCUCUCAUUGUUUUUAAUAAUAAAAUGGAUAAGCAAAAGGCAUUUUUAAGCAUUAAUGAAAUGUUUAAUUAUCUUCAGUGUACUCCAGGAGCAAGAUGUGUUUCAGAAGGGGAGGAAGUUUUAAAUGCAGGUCAUAUAAUAUUGUGUGGAAUAAAAAGUAUAAUAGAAAGUAAGAUAUGUUUAUAUGCAUUGUGUUUACAAACUAGUGCAUUAUCUAGUCAUCCUCAUGAAAUAAAUGGUUCAAUUGAAAUGGAAAAACUAAAAAAUGAUAAUAAUUACAAAAUAAAGUUGGUUGAAUUUCUUUGCUCGUGUAAGGCUGGAGCAAGCGGCCGUUGUAAGCAUGUAUCAGCAAUACUUAUUCAAUGCACAAGGUAUUAAUUAAACACAUUACAACUAAUGAUAUUUAAUUUAGAAAUGUUGAUUAAAAUAGGUAUUAUAUUAUUUUUAUUAUAAACAUAUUUUAUUAUUAACUAGUAUGUAUCUUUGUUAUACACAUGUUAAAAUAUAGUUUAUAUUCAACUUAUUUACAAUACUCACCUAAAUAUUUACUUUAUUAGGGAAAAUAUAUCGGAAUUUGAGAAAAUAUCAUCUACAGAUAUAAAAUGUGUUUGGUCUGCUAGAAAAGAAACGUCAGUACAAAAUUACAAACCUAGGCCUUUAAUAGAUACAAAUUGCAUUAAAGCACAUGACUUAAAUAUGCCAUCAACAGUAUCUGAAAUAGAUAUAACAGCCAUAUACACAACAAUUAGUUCUAUUCGUGGUUUGGUCAGACAUAACUAUUAAUUAUAUUACUUAAAUUAGUAUAAGUAAUUUAAUAAGAAAAGUUUAAAUUAUUGUUUAAAUAUUAAUUAUAAUGAUUUGCUGAGUAAUCAAAACACAUUAUCACUGUCUGACUACACUACUAAAGAGUACAGAGUACUUCUUUGAGAAGUACUACUUUCUGCCACAAGAGUGCGUACUACUUA
Molecule: messenger RNA, 1169 nt
Organism: Myzus persicae (green peach aphid)
Lineage: Eukaryota; Metazoa; Arthropoda; Insecta; Hemiptera; Aphididae
Exons: 2
Coding region: 229-582 (117 amino acids)
Molecular function (GO): zinc ion binding
Source: RefSeq, a predicted model, not a curated record